This is a messenger RNA of Nerophis lumbriciformis (worm pipefish), 1794 nucleotides long. The record is from RefSeq and is a predicted model, not a curated record. Lineage: Eukaryota; Metazoa; Chordata; Actinopteri; Syngnathiformes; Syngnathidae.
UCUUAUCAGAUCUCCUAUGCCACUAUGAAGUACAUUCUGGUCACUGGAGGUGUGAUUUCGGGUAUCGGCAAGGGCAUUAUCGCCAGCAGUGUGGGCACUCUCCUCAAAUCUUGCGGCCUUCAUGUCACAGCCAUUAAAAUAGAUCCAUACAUCAAUAUUGAUGCUGGCACUUUUUCACCUUAUGAACAUGGGGAGGUUUUUGUGUUAGAUGACGGCGGAGAGGUGGAUCUGGAUUUGGGUAACUAUGAGCGUUUCCUGGACAUCCGUCUGACAAAGGACAACAACCUUACCACAGGGAAGAUUUACCAGUCAGUCAUUAACAAGGAAAGGAGAGGAGACUACUUGGGCAAGACGGUGCAAGUCGUUCCCCACAUCACAGAUGCCAUCCAGGAGUGGGUGAUGAAUCAAGCCAAGGUCUCAGUAGAUGGUGAUGGCGUGGAGCCUCAAGUUUGUGUUAUUGAGCUGGGGGGAACGGUGGGAGACAUCGAGAGCAUGCCCUUUAUCGAGGCCUUCAGACAGUUUCAAUUCAAAGUGAAGAGGGACAACUUCUGCAAUAUUCACGUCAGCCUUGUACCACAGCCGAACACUACAGGAGAGCAGAAAACUAAGCCCACACAAAACAGCGUGCGGGAGCUGAGAGGUCUCGGCUUAUCUCCUGACUUGAUAAUGUGCCGCUGUACGACACCCUUGGAAACAGCAGUGAAAGAGAAAAUAUCUAUGUUUUGUCAUGUGGAGCCAACACAGGUAAUCUGUGUGCAUGAUGUGUCUUCAGUCUACAGAGUGCCUUUACUGCUGGAAGAACAGGGUGUUGUCAGCUACUUCUGCCAGAGACUGAACCUGCCUGUUGAGAUGAGGCCCAGAAAGAUGCUCUUUAAGUGGAAGGAGAUGGCUGAUAGAUCUGACCGACUGCUGGAGCACGUUUCCAUCGCCCUAGUGGGGAAGUACACAAAGCUGUCAGACUCCUACACGUCCGUCAUUAAAGCCCUGGAGCACUCGGCACUUGCCAUCAGUCACAAGCUCGAGGUCAAGUACAUAGACUCGGCCGACCUAGAACCGGCCACUUUGCAGGAAGAGCCAGUAAAAUAUCAUGAGGCCUGGCAAAAACUCUGCAGCUCAAACGGCGUAUUGGUUCCUGGUGGUUUUGGUGUGAGAGGAACAGAAGGCAAGAUGCUGGCCAUAAACUGGGCAAGAAAACAGAAUAAACCCUUCCUGGGUGUGUGUUUGGGCAUGCAGCUGGCUGUGUGCGAGUUCGCCCGCAAUGUUCUUGGUUGGGAAGAUGCCAACUCAACAGAAUUCAACCCGGAUUCUAAGUACCCAGUGGUGAUCGAUAUGCCUGAGCACAACCCGGGCCAGAUGGGAGGCACAAUGAGGCUUGGCCAGCGGCGAACUAUUUUCAAAUCCCAAACCAGUGUGUUGAGAAAACUCUACGGAGACGUGGACCAUGUUGACGAGCGGCACAGGCACAGAUUCGAGGUGAACCCUGAGCUUAAGCACCACUUUGAAGAGAAAGGACUCCAGUUCGUUGGCCAGGACGUCGAGGGGGAGCGGAUGGAGAUCAUUCAAUUAGAGGAACAUUGCUACUUUAUCGGAGUGCAGUAUCAUCCCGAAUUCACCUCCAGGCCCAUCAAACCUUCACCACCCUAUUUUGGCCUCUUGUUGGCUUCCGCCGGCAAACUCCAGAGCUACCUGGCCAAGGGCUGCCGCCUGUCUCCACGGGACACGUACAGCGACCGCAGCGGAAACAGCUCACCCGAUGUUGACAUUGCCGAACUCAAGUUCCCGUCCUUGUCGUGA